Miscanthus lutarioriparius is the source of this 375-nucleotide messenger RNA. The record is from the annotation of a GenBank genome assembly. Lineage: Eukaryota; Viridiplantae; Streptophyta; Magnoliopsida; Poales; Poaceae.
AUGGAAGCGGUUGCGUACGGCGACCAAACCAUGAGGUUCGACCGUUUGCUUUGUGUAGGAGAAUGUUACGACUUCAUGAGAGUUGGCUUUGCGCCUACUCAUGUUGGUCCUUUGGGCUACAUCUUCCAUUUAUGUGCCGAUUAUUUUGUGGUUCUAUCUCCACAAAGUAUGGUUAAUGCAUCACCUAGAGAGCUAUGGAUUUGUCAGUAUCCUAGUACCUUUAUAGAAUUCGAGGAUGUAUACACUCAAGCUGAGUACUUUUUUGCAGAUGUCAUUGGUAUAGUUGUGCAUGUGUUUAAUAUUCGAGGAAGGGAUGACGUGCGGAUGCGAUCGUACAGAUAUGUGGUGCUGAUGAAUGAAAGGUACUUAGAAUGA